Molecule: messenger RNA, 2154 nt
Organism: Lathyrus oleraceus (garden pea)
Lineage: Eukaryota; Viridiplantae; Streptophyta; Magnoliopsida; Fabales; Fabaceae
Exons: 3
Coding region: 1-2154 (717 amino acids)
Source: RefSeq, a predicted model, not a curated record
AUGGGCAUGCGACUUGAGGAAGCAGUCCGAGAGGGACGUUUGACUAAGGAAGCCGACGCUUCUAGUCAUGUUAAGAAAUUUGCCAAUAAUUUCUCCAAAAAGAAAGAAUCAGAUGUUAGUGUCGUUUCAUACGGAAGACAAAGAAGAAAGUAUCAACAUGUUGCAGCCGUUUCACCAAUCAUUAGUCCACCAAUGACAAGGUCUCCACCACAUGUGCCAAAGGACCUUCCCUAUUGGUACAAGGCAGAUCAAUUUUUUGCUUACCAUCAAGGGGCACCAGGACAUUACAUUGAAAACUGUUUUGGUCUAAAGUCAGAUGUUCAGAGGCUCAUCAAGAGUGGUCUCCUUUUAUUUAAGUACGUAAACCCCAAUGUUCAAGUUAAUCCUCUACCGCAACAUGGUUCAGCCUCAGUUAACAUGGUAUAUGGUUGCCCAGGCAGUUUCUGGGUCUAUGAUGUACGAUUAUUGGGAGAGAGCUUAGUAAAGAAACACGUCAGAUAUAGCAAGAAUGGUUUUGUUCCUCCACAUAACUAUGCCUCUUGUAGGGUUUGUUCUAGGAACUCUCAAGGAUGCCUAACUGUUGUAAUGGAUCUUCAGGAUCAAAUGGACCAAGGUUACAUUGAAGCCUACCGAGACAGAGAUUAUAAUCAAGUCAAUAUGGUCAAUAGUGACAACGAAGUGAAUGUCAUAGUUCCUCAGUUCAACGACUCUGAGCCUAUACAUAUUACUUAUGACAGUCAGAAGACUUUUGUGACUCCUUUGGUCAUUAACUUACCGGGCCCAGUUCUAUACCAAUCUGAUAAAGUCGUGCCUUACAAGUACAAUGCUACAAUGAUUGAGAAUGGAAAUGAUGUUCCUCUACCCUCCAUUGUUAACGUCGCUGAUGUAAGCAGAGUCACAAGGACUGGGCGUAUAUUUGCAAAAAGGACUAAGGAUGUCGCAGCAGGAAAGCAGGCUCAUGUUGAGAUUCCUUUUGAACCGGUUAGCCAAUCUGAUAAAAUGAAUCCGAAAAGUGAUGAUGAUGAGGUGUUGAAGCUCAUCAGGAAAAGUGAAUACAAUGUGGUGGAACAAUUACUGCAUACACCUUCCAAGAUAUCUGUGUUAUCUUUGUUGAUGAACUAUGAGGCUCACCGUGAAGCUUUGCAGAAAGUCUUAGAACAAGCUUAUGUAGACCAUGAUGUGACGGUUGGACAAUUUGAUGGUAUCGUCGCUAACACCACGACCUGUAACAACUUGAGUUUCAGACCGUCUCUCAAUGUCAUACCGAAGUCGACACUUUCCAGACUUUCUUUUCAAGGUGCUCCUAUGAGGAGUAGCGGGAUUAUUGUCAAAGCUUUUGAUGGUUCCAGAAAAACAGUCAUUGGAGAAGUUAACCUUCCUAUGACCAUCGGACCUCAUGCUUUCCAGAUAAUAUUCCAGGUGAUGGACAUAGAAGCUGCGUAUAGUUUUUUAUUGGGUCGGCCUUGGAUCCAUGAAGCUGGGGCAGUCAUUUCCACUCUGCAUCAGAAGCUUAAAUUUGUGAAGAACGGGAAGCUAGUGACUGUCUGUGGGGAGAAAACACUGGUUGUGAGCCACUUAUCAUCUUUCUCUUAUCUUGAACCUGAAGAAGAUGUUGGAACUCAAUUCCAAGCCCUUUCUUUGAUUGAAAAAGAUAUCAAGAGAGGAGUAUCUAUCUCUUCAUUCAAGGAUGCACAACGGCUAGUCAAUGAUGGUAUAACCGAUGGUUGGGGAAUAAUUUUGGAUCUCCCAGAAAAUAAACACCGAGAGGGUUCAGGCUUUUCUCCUACUUCCAAGAAGAUUGCAGAAGGAAGUAGAUCUGUUCGUUCAAUCAAAGAAACUUUCCAUAGUGGAGGGUUCAUUAAUCCCACUUUGCCAGAAGUUAGUGUUGUCAAUGAGGAUAAUGAUUCAACAUGGGAACCUUACUACGAUGAUACUGAAUAUGAUCUUGAGGCGGAAGAUGCAUAUGUGCCUUUCUACUUUCCUCAUCAUAGAGAACUUGAAUACAUCCCGAGGUCAGAAGACGAAGCAGCUGAAGCCAAUGCCAUUGUGGAAGACAAUCCUAAAGAUCUUUCGACCGACUUCAUAGCUCACAGAGUAGUUCGCCAAAACUGGACCUUUGUUGAUGUUACUGUUGUUGUUCACAUUUCAAAGUAA